AUGGAUCAACAAGCUUCCCAGCAUGCUGAUCCGGCCCGUGGCCGGUCGCCAGCCGCCGCGCCGCAGCACGGUCAUAUAAGAAACAACCACUCGACAUCGCCUCACCCUUUCCCACAGCCGGACCCCAUCAUCGGCCUUGGACUCGGCCUCGACCCUUCCGUACCGACGCCGCCCUUCCCCAACGACUUCAACACGUUUGACUCAAACACCGCACAAUUCAUGAAUAACUCGCAAGGCUUCCAGCAGUCUGGCAUUGGCGGCGCAUCCCCUUUCAACACCGGCGUUCCCGACUUCACAGGCCAGUCAGAGCCCUCCUUCACGUCGGCGCUCCUCUCCAGCGACUACGGCAGCCCUGACGCAUCAAGCACAACCGACUUCCCAUUGUUUCCGUCCUCUACAGCCCCUGGUGACCAAUUCAACGCGCCUCUGUUUAGCGAUCAGAGCCUCAACCCGGCCGACCUGGGAAACAUGACUUCGCCUCAAGCACAUCACUCCCCCACGCCACCCCAUCUCCUGGGCGCAGACCCAACCUCCAACCACCAUUCACCUCUCUUCAACCAGCAGCAAUUCUCACCGCCUACUGGCGCUCACCACUCUCGGCAUACUUCUCUGGGGCCCGAGGCAGCUCUGCUGCCUGGGCAGGUCGAUUGGACACAGACGCAGUUUCAAGGUCAUCGCAGAACCCCAUCCGAGUCGGCGUACUCAGACAUCUCUUCAGCCGCAGCUUCGCCCAACCUCUCUGGGUACGACAACUUUGAGCACCAUGACCAGCAUGGCCACUCACCCAUGCAACGGCCGCACGAUUCGUUCCAGGAAGGAAUCUCAGGCUUGAACAACUUCAGCAUAUCCGACGCACACCUCGCACGCAGCCGCAGCCCGUCGCACAGUCCAGCGAUCUCCCCAAGGAUUGGUCCCCAGCAGAUUCCGGAUAUGGGUCACGCAAACACGAACAUGCUGCUCAAUACGACAUAUCCUGCGCCACCAAGCAUGAAUUAUCCCGAUGUACCUGAGCAAUUCCCAUCGCUACCCCAGGACUCUAUGGGGCCAGCCAUGGCCGCCCCGUCCAUCAAUAUCCAGCUUGCGCCUUCUGGUGGCCCCCUGGGCUUCGAAGGUCCGAGGCAAGGACUUGAUCAGCACUCACUGACCCCGCCAGAUAGAGGUCGCCAAAGAGCCCGUCCUCGCGCGGUGACGGAUCCCUACAACAGCGGCACACACGGAAGUCUGUCACCCAACCUUGGUGCAGACUUGGCUCAGCGGAACCGGUCCGGCUCGGAAUCAUCAGCCAGAUCUCUGUCCCCUGGCGAUCGCUCUGGUAGUGCCAAUGCAGCGUCUCGCCGGCGUCAAUCCGUUGGCUCAACGGGCAAUAACGUGAUCGCGUUGAGACUAGCGGAUCCUGACUAUCAGGCAGCCCAGGACAGUGGCAACACUAAGCGGGCCCAGAAACACCCAGCGACAUUCCAGUGUACUCUGUGCCCAAAACGCUUCACACGCGCAUACAACCUGCGAUCCCAUUUGAGGACACACACGGACGAGCGGCCCUUUGUAUGCACGGUAUGUGGCAAGGCAUUCGCCCGGCAGCAUGACCGAAAGCGCCAUGAAGGCUUGCAUUCUGGCGAGAAGAAGUUUGUUUGCAAGGGGGACCUCAAGGCCGGCGGCCAGUGGGGCUGUGGAAGGCGAUUCGCCCGUGCUGAUGCUCUUGGACGUCACUUCCGGUCUGAAGCUGGUCGGAUUUGCAUAAAGCCUCUCCUCGACGAGGAGAUGGUUGAGCGGCAGCGCGCGUGGAACGAGCAGCGCAUGCAGAACAUGGCCUCGAAUAUGGCACAGCAGCAAGUAAUGAUGGAGCCCAGCACGUUCCCUAGCAUGGAUCCCAACAACUAUGCUCUCCCUGCUGCUCUGCUGGCUCAAUACCCCGCCCUCGCCAACAUGAACUGGGGUGCGAGCGAUAUGGGAGGCAAUCUGGACGACGAUAUCAGUGGUCGGUCAAGUUUCGAUGCCUCGGAUUAUGAGGAAGGCGAGGACACAGGCUACGUCAGUGGGCCUGGCACUGGAUUUGGGGAAGGCGGCAUGCAGCAGAACUUUGGCGACAUUGGAUACGCCAGUGAUUAUGGCGGCCGCUGA
Microdochium trichocladiopsis is the source of this 2118-nucleotide messenger RNA. RefSeq lists its product as uncharacterized. Bases 1 to 2118 code for a protein of 705 amino acids. The transcript has 2 exons. The record is from RefSeq and is a predicted model, not a curated record. Gene Ontology annotation, molecular function: DNA-binding transcription factor activity, RNA polymerase II-specific; RNA polymerase II cis-regulatory region sequence-specific DNA binding. Gene Ontology annotation, biological process: regulation of DNA-templated transcription. Lineage: Eukaryota; Fungi; Ascomycota; Sordariomycetes; Xylariales; Microdochiaceae.